Molecule: messenger RNA, 1185 nt
Organism: Cinclus cinclus
Lineage: Eukaryota; Metazoa; Chordata; Aves; Passeriformes; Cinclidae
Gene: CLNK
Product: cytokine dependent hematopoietic cell linker
Exons: 16
Coding region: 16-1185 (389 amino acids)
Biological process (GO): cell surface receptor protein tyrosine kinase signaling pathway; intracellular signal transduction
Source: RefSeq, a predicted model, not a curated record
AACAUACAUGAAGUAAUGAAUCCGAAUAUACACGCGAAAGAAAAGAGAACUAUUCCUGCUAACACCCAUCAUUCUAGCAAAUACUUGACAAUGAAGCGCAAGAGUGACUUACAGUUUUCCUCCAAGCCAGUGGAGGAGGGAGAAAAUGAGUAUGAGACUGUAAGUUCUUCAAUGCUGGAGGCCAUUCAUUCCUUGAGAAUCCUUCCUGCCAAACCUCUACAAGAAUCUGAAUAUGCAGAUAAACGUUGCUUAAGGCCUUCAUGUACCACUUCCCCAACGAGCAAGAACCCACCUCAGCCCCUUCAAUACUCAGCUAUUCGCACAUUUGAUCCGGAGGGAACACUGCCAAAUGUAAGAGGAGGAAGAAUGAAAAUACAUGGAUACCAGGAGCCUACACCUCCCCCACGGCCUCCAAAGAUGCUGCCAAAGCAGUAUCAAGCCCUUCCUCCAGAGCCAAGAAUAAGCAGCCAGGUCUUUCACAAGAGGAACACACUCCGCCAAGAUCCCACCUUUCCAGUGUCAGCAAAAGUCACAAGACACUCAUCUGUUAGGGAAUCAAAUAAAGCACCUGGAAGAGAUCAAGUUACAAUUUUGGGGAAGAAACCUGAAGUAUCUUUUGAAGCACAACAGCAUCCUCCUGAAGCCAGCCCUCAAUGUACAUGGAGCUCUAAAAACAUUUGCAGAUCAGGUUCCACAUUAAGCGUAGCUAAUUUGACAGUGAAGAAGCCACCACCUCCUACAUCAUAUGCAGCAUGCAAAAAUAAAUCAAAACCCUUGCUUGUAGAACAGGAACUGCAAUCUCUUACCCAACCCACUGAAAAGGAUUUAAACAAAUGUCAAUGGUACGUUGGAGAAUGUGAUCGCCAUAAAGCAGAGAAGAUACUGUUACAGAAAAACCUUGAUGAGACAUUCUUGGUUAGAGAUUGUUCAAAGAAAUCAAAGUCUGAACCAUACGUUUUGGUUGUUUAUUAUGGAAGAAGAGUAUACAACAUUAAAGUACGUUUUCUGGAAGAAAGCCAACAAUACGCGUUGGGAACAGGGCUCAGAGGAGAGUGCAAAUUUAAUUCCGUGGAAGAGAUCAUUGACUUCUACAAAUCCGUUCCCAUAACACUCAUUGACGGAAAGGAUCAGUCAGGAAACCACAGAGAACAAUGCUACCUCACGCAUCCAUUCAAGUUAUGCUGA